GCACGAUGCCCGCUCCUGGGCUCGCGCCUCGGGUGUUUGGCUUUUUGGUCGACCGUCGCAGUGGUCGACAAAGCAUGAUAUUCCACGAAAACUACUAAAAGAGCGCCAAGCCGGUCGGCCGAUCUUGACGACAAUCACCAGGUGCUGUGGAUUGAGACCUAACCCCUAUCUGACAAUUUGCCAGGCGCCUGCUUCGUAAGCUAGGCGAGCCCCUUGGACGCUCGACGGUCACACAAAAACACACAGCACAGCCCGCCCGCCGCAAUGGCCGACAAGAACGGCGCGCCCGCCGCCGGCGCCGGGCAGACGGAGCCCGUCAUCAUCGUGGGCGGCGGCCUGGCCGGGCUGGUGGCGGCCUUUGAGCUGUCGCAGCGCGGCGUGCGCACCCUCAUCCUGGACCAGGAGCCGCGCGCGUCGCUGGGCGGGCAGGCCUUCUGGUCGCUGGGCGGCCUCUUCGUCGUCGACUCGGCCGCCCAGCGCCGCAUGGGCAUCCGCGACAGCAAGGCGCUGGCCAUGCGCGACUGGAUGGGCAGCGCCGGCUUCGACCGCGAGCGCGAGGACCACUGGCCGCGCCGCUGGGCCGAGGCCUUUGUCAACUUUGCCGCCGACGAGAUGGAGGACUACGUCAAGGCCCGCGGCAUCGGCUUCCUCAUCAACGUCGGCUGGGCCGAGCGCGGCGACGGCCGCUCCGACGGCCACGGCAACUCGGUCCCGCGCUUCCACGUCACCUGGGGCACCGGCCCCGAGGUCGUCCGCCGCUUCGCCGACCCGGUCCAGGAGGCCGAGAAGAAGGGCAUAGUCGAGUUCAGGUUCCGCCACCGCGUCGACGAGAUCGUCGUCGACGACAAGGGCCGCGCCGUCGGCGUCAAGGGCAAGGUGCUCGAGGACGACGACGUGCCGCGCGGCGUGCGGUCGUCGCGCACCGUCGUCGGCGACUUUGACAUCCGCGGCGCCUCCGUCCUGGUCUCGUCGGGCGGCAUCGGCGGCAACGUCGACGCCGUCAAGGCCGCCUGGCCCGUCGACAGGCUCGGCCCCAAGGUCCCCGAGCACUUCGUCAUCGGCGUCCCGCACCACGUCGACGGCCGCAUGAUCGGCAUCGCCGAAGGCGCCGGCGCCAACGUCGUCAACCGCGACCGCAUGUGGCACUACACCGAGGGCCUGGCCAACUGGAACCCCAUCUGGCCGUCGCACGGCAUCCGCGUGCUGCCGGCCCCGUCGUCGCUCUGGCUCGACGCCACGGGCAAGCGCCUGCCGCCCUUCCUGUACCCUGGCAGCGACACCCUCGCCACGCUCAAGCACAUCUGCUCCACGGGCUACGACUACACGUGGUUCAUACUAACCCAGUCCAUCAUCGCGCGCGAGUUCGCCCUGUCCGGGUCGGAGCAGAACCCGGACCUGACCAACAAGUCCAUCUGGCAGGUCCUGACGCAGCGCGUCUUCGGCUCCAAGGGCACCAUCCCGGUCCAGAACUUCCAGAAGCACGGCGAGGACUUUGUCGUGCGCGACAGCCUCGAGGAGCUGGUCGAGGGCAUGAACGCGCUCGCGGCCGAGCGGGGCGGGCCCCGGCUGGACGCGGCCGCGGUGCGCGACGUGGUCGAGGCGCGCGACGCCCAGUUCGACAACCCCUACAGCAAGGACGCCCAGGCCAUGCUCAUCAACAACGGCCGCCUCUACGCGCCCGACAAGCGCAGCCGCGUCGCCGCCCCGCACCGCCUGCUGGACCCCAAGCACGGGCCCCUCAUCGCCGUGCGCAUGAACCUCCUCACCCGCAAGACCCUCGGCGGCAUCGAGACAGACCUGUCGAGCAACGUCAUGAUGCCCGACGGCUCCAGGUUCCCGGGCCUCUACGCCGCCGGCGAGGCCGCCGGCUUCGGCGGCGGCGGCGUCCACGGCUACAACUCGCUCGAGGGCACCUUCCUCGGCGGCUGCAUCUUCUCGGGCCGCGCCGCCGGCCGCGCCAUGGCGGACGAGGUGCUGGGGAACGAAGGGGGUGAUUCGGGGUCCGGGGAGCCGGCCAUGAGGUCGCGGAUCUAGCGGAUGCUUUUGCAAAAGUCCCUUUUGGGGAUUGGGUGCGGUAUAAAUGCAUUUGUUCGCAUCUUGAUGUCAUUAAUGGUCUGGAUAUUUACCGGUACUUUGGAGUUUUGCGGAAGGGCGGCUUGCGACGCUAGGAGGCCUGUCAAUAUGAUCAACUUUUUGCAGUGAUUGUGGGGCACUGGAAGUCAGUCCAUG
This is a messenger RNA of Gaeumannomyces tritici R3-111a-1, 2229 nucleotides long. RefSeq lists its product as hypothetical. The record is from RefSeq and is a predicted model, not a curated record. The transcript has a single exon. Lineage: Eukaryota; Fungi; Ascomycota; Sordariomycetes; Magnaporthales; Magnaporthaceae. Gene Ontology annotation, molecular function: oxidoreductase activity, acting on the CH-CH group of donors. Bases 265 to 2034 code for a protein of 589 amino acids.